Molecule: messenger RNA, 4946 nt
Organism: Amoebophrya sp. A120
Lineage: Eukaryota; Dinophyceae; Syndiniales; Amoebophryaceae
Source: the annotation of a GenBank genome assembly
UGUUGAUCUCUAGUACGCUUGAGCGACAAAUGGAAAUGAAAAUCCAUAUUCAUUGAGAUUAGCACCGCAGAUUAAGUAUAAUUAAUUCCCAGGACGAGAGGAUGACGAUGAGGCGAUCAUUUGUUUCCGCUUCGCACUGACCAAAGAUCCUCAUACUCACAUAGAGCGAACACUAUCACAUAUGUCAUAUGUUUGAGACGUCGGUCUCGGUGGAUGCAGUGCAAGAGGAAAUGCAACUUUUCACUACCGGAGCCGCGUACGCGUGCCCCGCCGCAGCUUGCGUGUACGUAUUAGUAUUGAAUUGAAAAGCAAACGUUUUUCUUCAUGACCACCCGAUCGCAGAGACAUUUCUUCCUUUCGCUAUCACAUUGACAUCUGACCAGUCCAUUUCCAUGUAUAAUUUGUUUACCUUUAUUCAUAAACAUAAACCUUUCUCUUGAACCAUUGAUUUACCUCCACAAUUGACAACUUUCUUACCGGUGAGCAGCGCUGGUGCGUAGCGCUUUUCAGUACUACCUCGAUUUUUAUCUGAUUUGUUUCCUUCAUCCGGGAAUAAAGAAGUCGAGGAAUACGGCAUAAAAUUAAGACGCAUUGCACUGACCAUGGUGGAAAUUCGUACGCAUCCGCUGACCUUGUUGAGCGACCUCGGUUUUCCGUCUGCCGACAUUCCGAAUGACUCCAUCAUCGGGCAUGGGCCGGAAGGCGUUCACGCCAUCCGGCAGUCGCAGGAGCGCGCUGCGGCGGCGGCAGGACUCGACGGCAGAUUUUCCUCCGACUUGCCGAAUGAUCCCAUCGCGGAACAGUUGAUCAUGGGCUCCAGCGGACAGAAGUACAACAAAAUCGUGAAGCCGGGUGAUUGUAUCUUGGUGGACAUCGUGCUGGACGAGCGGUCUCGAUUGCCGUCGAAGCCCAUGGAGGCCUGGACCUCUUAUCGAAAUGAAAAAUCCCCCCACUUCCUCUACGUACUAGUAGUGAGUCAACAUCAACAAAUGAAGAUCUCCUGUGAUACGGGCUUUCUUCGUGUAGCUGUAGUACACACUAACUGCAAAGCAGUUUUGUCUUUCGCUCGGAUGUUGAAACUUGUUUUCUUAGGUCUUUGUCUAUCAAUGUGUGCAGCAGUCGAAAUCAUGACCCAGGUGGUCGAUGCUCCGGGCUAUUCCUAUCGCUGAUCGAGAUGAAAGUGAAACGCGUGAAAUACGGUGGCCCGCGGUUGGCUGCUACUGCUCCUCCACGUCCACAUUGUGCUAGGUUUCAAUGCCUUGUUCCCCGGGCGCAGGACCAAGGCUUCUUGCCUGGUGUGGCUACAAGAAAUCAGCGACAGCAUCUCGAGUUCUUUCUCUGUUUUGGUUGCUACGAGGGCGGGGGGACUUUUCCUCAUGAUAACUCCGAGACCCCGACUCAUGCCAUCGACCGGAACAGCAGUUCUCAUCAGGACAAGGACGCCGCAGCAACCCGCCAAGAGGACGUCGCAGACCGAAAGGUGGUGCAAGAUCUGACGAAAAAGCAGAAAGCGCCCGGCGUUGCAGCGAUGGACUCCCGUGCAAAAUUGUUGGCAGGGAGCGAAGUCCGUGACUCCGCGUCUCCACCGGUAACUGCUUCUAGCUCUGUCAAUCUGCGCGAGUCCGAGACGUCGAUCUCUACCGAUAAAAGCAAAGGGUCCCACUCGACGAUUGGCGUUGAUGGUGUUGUUUCUGUCGUGAACCGUUUCCCGACGAUGGUGGACUUGAGCGAGAGCAAGGUCACAGAGGAGACGGGGACCACGCACGAGAAAAUAUGAAAUAAAAGUUCGGCCGCCAUAAUACUGCAAGAGAUGAUUGAAGCCGUUGCCAUUUGUUUUUUCGUAAACAUGGUAUUCCAUCUGUCACAAAGAACAGACACCACUACUGGCGGCCGAGAGGUUUUUAUUUUUCAUAGACGGCGCGAUCGUACUACAGUGCGCUGCAUCGGGCCGGACCUCGGGCCACUCUGCACUUUGUGCCAACUGACGUGACUGCAGCAAUCGUGACCUGCGGUGGGCUGUGUCCAGGAUUGAACGCGGUAAUUCACCAUAUUGUCCAAACUCUGUGGCACAACUACGGUGUGCGCCAGAUCAUGGGAGUUCGCGGCGGCUAUCAUGGCAUGAGUCGGUUCGGUGACAGCGAUGAUUUCUACUCCGAACUCUUCUCUUGCGAAGACCGCGACUUCGCCAGCGCGCGCGAAACGAAGAAAGCGGAGGAAGAAACUGUCGAGCAGGAUGAAUCUGCUCCAACCGACUCUGCUCCAUCAGCAGCGUCGGUGAAGAAGAAGGCUCCACUAGCAAAAUCAAAUUCGACGGACUCGAUAAAGUCAAACGCCAAAAAGGAAGAGAUUCGGGAAAGAGUCGCCAGGAAAAAGUCAAGCAGGCUCCCUGAAGAGUUGUCCCAGGGGGCGUUUUUGAGGAAAAGCAACGCCAGCAGUGCUGGUGGUGCGGCGACCCCUCCGGAAGGUCGUGAAACUGAGGCCUCUCCGAACCGGCGUACUUUCAUGACCACUCGAACCACCUCGACAGGCCAACAAUUGAGCCCCCGGGGCGUGAACACCACGCGCGCCGCCAUGCACGGCAACGAGUUUCGCCCUAUUGCGUUAACCCCGGAGUCGAUCGCCGAUAUCCAGCAUCUGGGCGGUACCAUUCUUGGCUCUAGCCGUGGAGGGUUCGACAUUGACGCGAUCAGUAAGUUCAUCCGCAAAAACAAAAUCAACCUGCUUUUCAUCGCGGGCGGAGACGGCACGCACCGUGGCAUUGACAAGAUCGCGAAGUUUUGUAUCGAGCAGAGGGUCAACUGCGCCGUGUGUGGCAUUCCCAAGACCAUUGACAACGACAUCGGGCUGAUCGACCGUUCCUUCGGCUUUUGGACAGCGGUCGAGGAGGCGAAGAAAGCGAUCCAGGCCGCUAAGGUGGAAGCCAGCAGCAACAUGCCGAACGGGAUUGGCAUCGUGAAGCUGAUGGGUCGCAGUGCCGGAUUCUAUGCCAGGGAAAAAAGUUAGCAUAGCCAUAGCAUAUUUGUAUGUAAUGCAAUGAAAGAAAAAAAGUAAAGAAUAAAAAAAUGACAAUCGUCCUAGCUUCUAUAACAUGGUGUUAGUUUAAGCAACGCGAACGCAGGACAGCUUUAUGUUCCUGUGUAUUUGCACUGCAAAUUUGAUAUCUAUGUGUAUGAUAUGAAUGCUAGCUUUUUUCUGUCUGAUAACUUCAUCAGCGUGUUUGCGACCAUUUCGAUGGGAAGUGGCGUGGAUCUGUGUCUCAUCCCCGAGGUAGCGGUCCAGCUCGACGGGGAGAGGGGCUGCCUACCACACCUGCGUCGCGUUCUGGAAAAAAAGGGCCACGCAGUGGUCGUGGUUGCCGAGGGUGCCGGAGAGGAGCUCAUGCAGAGUACGUGCACGGGAGCAACCGACAUAUCGGACGUAAGGGUGUCGCUUCUGUAGAAAAAUCGUACUGAGUCUCAGAAAUUAGUAUGCUGCGUCAAGAACUGCGUGCAAGUGGAACUACAAAUAGUGAACAAUUGCAUGAGCAGCAAAGACAUCACUAUCAGUCGCUUUGUAGUGUCAAGUAUCUGCAAACUCUUUCCUGUGUGUAGAACCUGCAUCGUGCAGUUUGACUGCCAUUCGCAUUGGCGCUUAGACUGUGAUUGUGGGUUUUAGUGCACGAGCAUGGCGCAAAAAAAAGAUGGCGUUUCCAACACCUAUCUUGUUCUACUUCUUCCGAAAAGGGUGUAGUACAAUCUCAGUGUCAUAAAUUUAUGUAUGAUAGAGUAUGAUGUAUGUCAUAUAGAGCCAGAGGUUCAUUAUUUUGACUUUCGAAAUCGAACUGGCACUGCACGUUCGUGCACACAACAAGAGAUGGUGCGGACGCGCGCACAAGCGACACUCUUUCCCAGUACAAAAGAAGUCGGGAAACAAAGUCCUUCCCAAAAUUGGGGAAUUUAUGACGGCGCGCAUCAAGGAGUACUUUUCGUCGACAAGCAGCACGGACGCACUUGGAAACGCGGUGCCCCCGAAAGAGGUCACGAUCAAAUACAUUGACCCGUCCUACAUGAUUCGCUCUGUGGGCCCCAACGUGUUGGAUUCCUACGACUGUAUGGUUUUGUCUUCAGGAGCGGUGCACGGUGCCAUGGCGGGCAUCACCGGCUUCUCGGUCGGGAUGGUCAACAACCACAGCUGCCUGAUCCCGAUCCCCCUGCUAGAAAAGCUGUCUCCCCGUACGCUCAACGCAAAGGGCCGCACCUGGGAGCGCGUGCUCGCAAUCACGCAGCAGCCGUAGUAGUUUUCUUCCGCAAACAUCAACCUAUGGAAGUCGAUGAAGCGAAGUGGUGCACAAAGCGGUGGACACACAUGUAGUGAUGUGUGACUACUUCUACUUGAGCGAAAAAUAAAUAGGUGUCCCAACAUACACGAUAUUCGCUUUCUUACUCAAGAACAUCCGUCGCAACCUGAUGAUUACUCGAGAAUUCCUCAGCUGCGAGAUAAAAAAUGGAAAAAAGGAAUGAUCAGAACAACAACGCAUGACUUCGCUUACCUUUGCCUUUAGGGUUACUGCAACAGUAGAAACCCCGCCAGAAAAACCUGCGCUGGCAACUCUACAGCAUCCACUACUCGUCUUGUUAAGUGCCCGCACUCCUUCACUUUCACCUGAACAACCUGUAGCACCUCCUGCUCCUACACCUACUUCUACAAACUGUGAUGAUUACUAACUUGCAUUUGGUGAUCAAAAUUUUAGCUGCCGUUCUAAUCUAAUCAAAAUCACCUCCCAUCGAUAUCGGAAAAAAUGCAGUUCUCUUUGCAGUCCCACAUGUUCCGACCCAGCGAUGGACAUUAACAUCGUUUUUUCAUGGAUUGUCUCAGGGGCUGGAGUUCUAUUUCACGCAUGUUCCUAAAAGGCUCCGCGAGUAUGCAUCAAUACUUGUCCUUGUGCUUUCGUUGUUAUUCGAGUCAAG